GCCGUUCAAGAAUCUACCGAUACAACCGAGAUGUUUUCCGUUGGCACCGAAUUUACAAUAGUAGAUUCUUUUACGGAAGGAACUACUACAACUGAGGCCUUGCCAACUGGUUGGAGUACAUCCGGGGUACUUUCCAGUGACGUAACAACCCCUCCACCAACCACAGCCGUUGAAGAAUCUACCGAUACAACCGAGAUGUUGUACGUUGGUACCGAAGUUACAACGGUUACAACUGAGGGUUUCUCGACUGGUUUCAGUACUGAUAUUACCGAUACUGAUACUACGCUCCAUGCGACGGAUGGAGGAACUGCAACUCAGAUGACUACUCCCUCACAAGUCACGGCACCCAGUACGUCAUGCGCCACGCCCUGUCACCUGUACGCCACAUGUGUCACACUGCAGUCUGGUCACACGUGUGUCUGUAGCUCUGGAUAUCAAGGGAACGGCACCAUCUGUACCCUGGCUGCUGUACAGGUAAUCCUGGAGAUGACCAUGAACAUCAGCUACACGGCAGACCUGGCUGACUCCAGCUCACAGGCGUUCAGAACUCUGGCACGCACGGUCUCCAGCAAGAUUUUUGUGUACCUGUCGAGCUCGACCAGCGGCCUUCUCAGCGUCACGGUCAGCAGUUUCCGGCCAGGCAGUGUCGUGGCCACCGUGAACGCCAACUUCCAACAGAACACCUCGGUAGACGCCGCUAGCGUGGUGAACACAUUGAAGCAGGCCGUUGCCAAUGACACUGAGAAUCCACUGGGGCUAGAUACCAGCUCCAUUGGGGUUCUGGGAAAAGUUGCGUCUGCAAUGCUGGUUACAGCGGAGAUGGGACGACUUGUACACUUGGAUCUAAAGGACAAGAACUCUGAGGCCUUUCGGUCGCUUUCCUUUAAAGUGUCCAAACAGAUUUUUGUCUACCUCACGACCACGUCUGUUGGCAGCUCUCUGUUGAGUGUGACCAUCCUCAACUUCCGACAAGGCAGCGUUGUCGCCAAUUACAACGCCAACUUCCAAAGUAACGCCACGGUGAGCGACAGCGGCGUGUCCAGCGCUCUGCAGCAGGCGAUCUCCAAGGACCCGAACAACACCUUCGGCAUUGAUGUUAGCUCAUUAUGUACCAAGUCCAACGAGGACUUAGCCUGUGGUGAAACAGCUGGCGUGGAUCAAAACCUGGUCAUCGGGCUCGGAAUCAGCCUGCCGCUUCUUGCCAUCAUCUUGUUGAUCAUCCUGGGCUCCUUGAUCAAGAGAUCUCAUGAUAUGAAGAAGGAAUACAACGUGCGAUAUAUGGCGAGGAGAUACGGACAGAGGACGGAGGGGAAGGACGUUCAGCUGGAGAGUGGCCGAGCGCCGAGGACGGUUCCCGCGGUUUCGUAUGCCAUGAAACCGGCCGCUUUUGAGCGUCCGCGGAAUUUGAACUACAAACGUAUGAUGACGUUCAACCGGUGA
Molecule: messenger RNA, 1440 nt
Organism: Branchiostoma belcheri (Belcher's lancelet)
Lineage: Eukaryota; Metazoa; Chordata; Leptocardii; Amphioxiformes; Branchiostomatidae
Exons: 8
Coding region: 31-1440 (469 amino acids)
Source: RefSeq, a predicted model, not a curated record